AUGCGUGAGGAUCAAGUCGUUAGUGGACUCAAGUUUCUUCAGCAUCCAAGCGUUCAAUCAACGCCAAUAUCAGAGCGUAUGACGUUUCUAGAAGGAAAAGGAAUGACUAAAGAAGAGAUACAAGAAGCGAUUGAACGCUAUCAUAAUGGUAAGAAAGAAGAGUCCUCUACGGAUCAAGCGACACUGCAAACGCAACAACAACAACCAUAUAAUCCGACCAUGAUGAUGACGCCAUCUACGUCCAUGCCUCCAAUGAUGCAUCAUCGAGCACGAUAUCCUCCUGCCUACGUUCGAGUGCUUUAUACAGUGUCAUCGCUUGUUGGUGCGGCUUCAAUCCUCACGUUUAUAUGGAACUACGCAGUGCAAUUGGGAUACAUCCCGUGGCUACGACCAAUGCCGUCUCUAAUUGAAGCAGCCAAAGCGCAGGAGGAAAAAGAAAAGGAAGACAAGAAAGAUGAAGCACUGCUUGCAGAGCUGUCAGGUAUAUCAGCUGCUAUUGAGAAACAGACGAAAGAAUUAGCCAAGUUAAGCUCGUCGUUGGACGCAAAAGAGCGUGAGUGGCAGAACAAGACAAUGCUGAGUGCCCAAAUUUCCAGCUCAAUUGCGGAGCAGGGCAAUGCGCAAUCCAUAGCUGAGCUGAAGGCUGAAAUAUCAACGCUUAAGGCUCUUUUGCUUGCAAAGAAGACGUUGGGUGGGAGUGACUCGGAUUCAAUUGACACGGGGAAAAAUGGUGGAGAUGGAAAGACAGUGAGUGUUCUAACGACUGAGAAGAAAACUCUCUCAACAGCGACAGAUACACACCCUGCAGUGGUCUCACAGGUGAUGUCCACGGCCGAGCGUAUGCAGAAAGCAUUAAAGAUGCUACGAACUGAGAACUCGCUGGAACAGCUCAAGUUGGCAGCAGGCAUCCUCAGUAUGUACGUCAAGAAUCUAAUCGAGAACCCCGAUGUACCCCGUUAUCGGCGUAUUGCUACUGGCAAUGCAAACUUUAAGCAAAAAAUCGAGCCUCUUAAGCAUCACGAAGAACUUCUCAAGUCGAUUGGGUUUGAAACAUCAGGUCUCAAUAUGGAGUGGAAAUGGCACACGGCAAGCAAAACGACCGGUGCAUAUGAUGAGAACAUUGCAAUCUUGCGUGCAGUGCUCAAAGCUCUUCAAUCUCUCUCAAGUCCGAAUGCUUGUUCAAACCUGUCUCUCGAAGAAAUUGCACAUGCCAGUCUGGACGAGUAUUUUUCUCAGCAAGACAAGAAGAAUGCACAAGUCUUGAUGACCACCAUCAAGACUUGUAGCACUGUCUCAAGUACCCAGGAGAUGCCUGUAACAGCGCAAAGCCACAAUAGUGUGCUCAACGGUGACAACGCAUUAUCGAAUUCGACAUCCACGAGUCUCGAUGCGUUUAUGGCACGACUGGAGCAGCAAACCAGCGUCGGCAAUGUCACUAACAUGGAUGUUAGUGAGACAAAGGCUGUGUCAUCUUUUUCAGCGAAUAAUGCUAGCGACGAGGAAGGAGAAAAGAUGUUGAGGUCCGCAAUAAGCUCAAUCUCUCCGUCUGUAACAAUGACACAACCUUCAUAUCCAGAGUCAUUCAAGGAAGUGAUGGAUCUUAUUCAAAAGGGCGAGACAGUACCGGGUAUUCGCGAUAUUGAAGACAAAUUGUCGAUAGAUUCCAACACGUUUCUAAACGAAGAGACAAAGAAUGACAAGACGAUGAUAAUUAUUGUAAAAUUAUGUAAAAAGCUGUUUGUUACCAAUUGCAAUGACUUUGCAAAAGGACUGAUGGCGGAGGUCUCGAGAAAUAUUGCUGCUUACGUAACCAGCAAACGGUGUGCUAUCGAGAAAGUGUCGAGGAAAAAUGCGUGUCGCCUCGAUCCGUAUCCGCCGCCUGGCAAAAUGGCCGUGUCGAGUCCCUGA
This is a messenger RNA of Peronospora belbahrii, 1908 nucleotides long. Lineage: Eukaryota; Oomycota; Peronosporomycetes; Peronosporales; Peronosporaceae. The record is from the annotation of a GenBank genome assembly.